AUGGGCACUCGUGUAUACGUUGGCGGCCUUCCACGUGAUGCUACUUCACGUGAGAUUCAGGAUGGAUUUAGCCGCUAUGGUCACGUGUCUAACAUUUGGGUCGCACGCAACCCUCCCGGCUUCGCUUUCGUGGAUUUUGAAGACCCGCGUGAUGCUGACGAUGCUAUUCGCUCCAUGGACGGUCGUGACUUCUUGGGUGGAAGAAUUCGUGUUGAGCUCGCCCGUGGUGGCAGCCGUCGCGAUGGCGGGGGCCGUGAUGGCGGCCGUCGUGGUGAUGAUGACCGAAGUGGCUACGGUCGUGGUGGUGGCGGCGACCGUUUCGAGCGUGGUCGCAACCCACCCCAGCGCACUGACUUCCGUGUUCGCGUGACGGACCUGCCGCGUGAUGUGGACUGGCGCAAUGUGAAGGACUUUCUCCGUACGGGUGGCGAGGUUACUUACUGCAACAUUGAGACCGAUGGCUCUGCUGUCGCUGAGUUUCAGACGAAGGACGAUAUGGAGGACGCUAUCAAGAAGCUGGAUGACACAGAGUUUCGUGGCAGCUACGUUCGUGUUGCACCUGAGGUAGACUCGAGUUCUACCCGUCGCUCGCGCUCUCCUGCUCGUGGUCGCUCGCGUUCGCGCUCCCCUACUGCACGUAAGGAUUCUCCGCGCCGUUCACGCUCCAGAUCGGUAUCACUUGCCGCUGCCAAUUCGCCCGCCCGUAAGAACCCUGCUUAG
Messenger RNA from Peronospora belbahrii, 720 nucleotides. The record is from the annotation of a GenBank genome assembly. NCBI's taxonomy places the organism in Eukaryota, Oomycota, Peronosporomycetes, Peronosporales, Peronosporaceae.